UUUGACGUUUAACUGGGUGGUGUUUAAGUGAGGAAAUGAGCGGUACGAACCAUGGCUGCUCAAAGACCGGGACAGUCCACUUGAUAGAUGAAGUCUUUUAAACCAGUCGAUCAACACGUCCUCAGUGAGAAUAAGGUUUUUGGAUACAAGCAAACAACCUCUGCCUAGUUUAAGCUGCUGCUCUACAGAGGAUCCCAGCCCCCACUCUCAUCCCACCAGCCCCCUUCUGCUCCAGUCCUGCAGUGCUUGAAAGACUGACCGGCCACCUGCAUUACCACGAAAGGAGAGAGAGGAGAAAGAGGAGGGAGAGGAGACAGAGGAGAGAGAGGAGGGAGGGGGCAGUGAGUACAAGAAUGACAUCACCUCUCCAGAAAUGUCACCAUUAUCUCAAGCCCGAGCGUUAGCCGUCCACAAGAGCCCCUGGCAGCUGCUGCUAUAGUAACCCAAUGAGACAUGCCAGCCGUGCCAUCACCGGGCCCAGUGCAAGUCCCAACACUCCCUCGGAUAAACCCAGCGCUGAUGACAGCCCACGCCACAGAUGCCAAGUGCAACCCAAGCCACGAGAUCGCCACGGUGACAGGUGUGUGUCAUCCCACAAAAAUUCGAGCAGUAACUCUGGGACUCCAGCUGGGUCUCACCUCUAUUGUAAUGCGGGCUGGGUCUAUAAUCUACCCCAGGCCUGGACCUCUUCACACCUCACUGGACACCCAGACCUCCUGCUGUUUGGGCUCGACUUUAUGGACCUCAUCUAUUACAGCCACAACACCUGUUUCCAAUGCCUUCACAUAGUCAUCAACACUAUUUGAUUUAAGGGAGGAAAUACAAAGUGAUUUUAAGUUUGUGUGUCCGUCCUUGUGGUCAAAGGUGAACAAAUACAGGCUCUAGAGGCCGAGUCAAACCAUUAACCAGAGCGAUGAUGUCAGCAGUUUGACCCCAGAGGUCAUCCAUGGGACAAUGAGGAGUCAGCGGUCAUUAAGGGAAAGAUAAAUACACCAAGCUCAUCCAAGUGACAUAAGGAUGCUGAUAUGAAGCGGCCCCUCCCUCAGUGAAGAUGUAUGAGGUGAUGUCCGGAGACACUCUGGCCUGGAAAGUGCCCCCUCCUAGGACCAGCGACUCCGACUCCAACCCCGACCAAACCCAGUUCACCGGAGAAGUCAAGAUCCUCAAAGUGUGCUUUUGCAACAACAACACGCUGGGCAAGAACUUUAAACUCGUUAAAUGUGACAGCUCGUGGCAAAUUAGGGCAAUCAUCCGCUCCAUUCUGAUCAGUGGCCGUUUGGGGCCGAACAUUCAACACACAGGAUGUUAUGGUCUUCUGUUGAAACACCUGAAGUCUGAGGAAAUCCACUGGCUGCACCCCGACCUGACUGUGGGUGAAGUGGAGCAACGCUAUGAGAGCCAUCAUGUGGAGGCCGAGUGGAGAUAUGAUCUCCGCAUUAGAUAUAUUCCUGUCAAUUUCCUGGAGAAAUUUCAAGAUGACAGAUCUACAUUAGUCUAUUUUUAUCAACAAGUGCGUAGUGACUAUAUGCAGUAUCAUGCCACAAAAGUCAGUGAUGGGAUGGCUCUGCAGCUUGGCUGUUUGGAGAUUAGGAGGUUUUAUAAAGAUAUGAAUGCAAAGGGUCUCGAAAAGAAAUCCAACUUUGAGCUGCUUGAGAAAGAGGUGGGCCUGGACCUUUUCUUCCCUCAGCAGUUGAUAAACAGCAUGAAGUCCAAACAGUUACGGAAAAUGAUCCAACAAACGUUCCUACAAUAUGCCUCUCUCAAAGAGGACAACUGCAUGAUCAAGUUCUUUGAGACCCUCAGAGACUGUGUCAGCUAUGAUGAGGAGGUUUUCCCCUGUGAACUAGUGCAAGGUUGGAGUCUGUCCGUGCAGCUGGUGAUCGGGGGCAGGGGCAUUCGUCAACGUACUCAGGAAAACGCCGCUCCUGUGUUUUUAGCAGACUUCAAACAGAUAAAGAGAGUACAAUGCAUACCUCAGCCUGAUGGCAAGGCUCUCAUCAAUCUUGAAGUGGAGGGGGCCAAACAGCGUUUAACAAUUAAUGUGGCGAACAUCCCCAGAGCAGAAAACAUGAUGGAUCUCAUUGACGGUUAUUGUCGUUUGGAAAAUGACAGUGAUGUUUCAGUUAUCUACAGGCCAAAUAAGUCAGAUACCAACGCACGCAGCUCCCUCCCUGAGAUUCCCACAGGCAGCAGAGCUCUCAGCUCUAUCAGGCAGAGCAUGGACUCAGAUAUUUAUUGUGAAAUCCUCGAUGAAAGGCCCAAAUCAGUUGUUAAAUAUGGGAUUGAUCGACAUGACAUUGUUCUCGGGCGGAUCCUUGGGGAAGGGUUUUUUGGAGAAGUGUAUGAUGGAGUUUACAAAAAAGCUAAUGGAAACAGAAUUAAUGUUGCUGUGAAAACAUGCAAAGACUGCUCACCGGACGUCAUGGAGAAGUUUAUGAGUGAAGCAGUGAUUAUGAAGACUCUGGACCAUCCUCAUAUUGUGAAACUCAUCGGUAUCAUCGAGGAAGACCCCGUGUGGAUUGUCAUGGAACUGUAUCAACAUGGAGAGCUUGGCCACUACCUAGCUCAGAACCAGAAGACGCUGACAGUUGUAACUCUGGUGCUGUUCAGCCUGCAGAUCUGCAAAGCUCUGGUCUACCUCGAGGGGGUCAAUAUGGUGCACAGAGAUAUUGCGGUUCGAAACAUAUUGGUGGCGAGUCCAGAGUGUGUGAAGCUUGGAGACUUUGGAUUGUCACGAUACAUAGAGGAUGAAGAAUAUUAUAAAGCUUCUGUGACGCGGUUGCCAAUAAAAUGGAUGGCUCCAGAAUCGAUCAACUUCAGGCGCUUCACCUCAGCCAGUGAUGUGUGGAUGUUUGCGGUAUGUGUGUGGGAGAUAAUGAGUUAUGGGCAGCAGCCCUUUUUCUGGCUAGAGAACAGGGAUGUCAUUAACCAGCUGGAGCAGGGCAUCAGGCUGCCCAAGCCAGACAACUGUCCCCCUGCCCUGUACUCACUCAUGACCCGCUGCUGGUCCUAUGACCCCCGCGAGAGGCCCACCUUCACUGAGCUUGUGGUCAAGAUCAGCGAUGUCCACAAAAUGGAGAAGGAGCAGGAAGUGGAGAGGGAGCGGGACAAAGCACGUUCCACGAAGUUUUUUGACACAAAGUUCAACUUUAAUGAACCUCCUCCUAAGCCCUCCAGAAUAAAGCCAGGUCGGUUUGGAAACACUCUGAGCAUUGGUCUGCACAUCCAGUUGAAUGAGGCGCUGUGUGCCAGCUCUCCAGACCUGGCCAGCCCAUGUGAUUACCAGUCUCCUAUUGACUCUAGAAACACUUUGGCACUGCCAGUCACGUCACCGCGGCGCCGCAGCAUGGGGGAGGGAGAGUUUCUACGAAUGGAGCCCAACAGCAGAGAAGACGUCCAGCGCCUGUGGCAGCGGGAACGGCUGCACAUGCAGGACACUCUCCGCAGGCAGAAAGAGGAGAUGGUGGAGGAUAAAAAGUGGCUGCAGAAGGAAGAGAAACUCCUGGACCCAAUGGGACCAGAGGUAGUCGUUAACCCAGAGCCCCCAGACUUGGACAAUGCUACACCAGAGAAGCCACCACGAUUCACAGCCCAACCUGCGCCCACUGCUGAACUGGACCGCUCCAAUGAUAAAGUAUACCACAAUGUGAUGGACUUGGUCAAAGUGGUGGUUCAGCUGAAAAAUGACGUGACAGAGCUGCAGCCUGAACAAUAUAUUAGCAUCAUUAAGUCUGUGGGGAUGGCCUUGCGAGACUUGAUUUGCAGCGUGGACGAGAUCCUGCCCACAUUACAUGAAUCUGUCAGGACUGAGAUCGAGGGCACCCAGAAGUUGCUGAACAAUGACAUGGCCGAGUUGAUCAGUAAAAUGCGACUGGCCCAGCAGAACGCCAUCACGUCUUUAAAGGAGGAGUGUAAGAAGCAGAUGCUGACUGCGGCGCACACUUUGGCUAUGGACAGCAAGAACAUGUUGGACGCAGUGGAUCAAGCACGAGUGAGAGCAAACAUAGCCAAACCUGCUGCCCCCUAGUGGACCCUAAAUACAUUAAUAAAACAACUCAUUACUGUUCUGAACUCAGUGCUGUUUAUAGUGAAUAAUGUAAUAAUAUAUGUAAAUGAGUAUUAUAAAUGUGGGCAUGUAAACAAGUGUACACUGGAAACUACACUCAUCGGUAUGCACUAUGUAAUGUUUCUACUGGAGGGUCUGCCACCUGUUUGUUUCUAUGGAGAUGGUAUUGAUUUCCCCAGAAAGCUCCACAGUAUGGUCUAUCUCCAUUGAGACAAGCAGGUGACACAACCAGAUUAAGUUACAGGUCAGAUCUGUGGAGAGGCAUUAUUUUUCAAAGUAAUAUUUUUUUUAGCAAUCAAAACACCUCCAGGCAAAGCAUAAGAUAACAAUAACAGCUCCAUGCAGACAAGCUGGUAGAGAACCCUCCAUCAGAAAAGUUAGUAAAGUAUACCUUUAAACUGACAAACAUGUGUUGUAUAAACUUCUGUCCUUCACGCUGGGUCAGUCAUUUUCUUAAUGCAUCCUUUUUUUGCUGAUGAAUUCCUUUUGGUCGUAAAAUGCCUCAUGUCACGUAAAGCACACCUUAAACAAAACCCAUAGGUGCAGACCCAAAGACCUAUAAUUCAAUCAGAUGCAUGACUGCAUGUCACUUCAUGGACCCAAUCCAAAAUGUAAUCGUUUUGUCCUUGGCCCUGCCCUUCUCCAAGACUGACUAAAUGAAAGACUGAAAACACUGAUAAAGGAAAUAAAUUGUUUUUUAAUCUUCUGCCAUUCACGUUUGUAUUGAAUACAUUUAUGUAAACAUUUGGGUUGAAGAUGGCAAGUAUUUGUUUUUAAAACUGACACUCUUUAAUUUCACUGCCAAACUUGAAAAAGUAUUUUGUAAUUAUGUUGUCACUCUAAAUAAAAUAUCCCAUACAGUGGAUGGGGGCAGUGCAUAAUGUAA
Boleophthalmus pectinirostris (great blue-spotted mudskipper) is the source of this 4952-nucleotide messenger RNA. RefSeq names its product protein tyrosine kinase 2 beta, b (gene ptk2bb). The record is from RefSeq and is a predicted model, not a curated record. The coding region runs from base 1052 to 4027 and encodes 991 amino acids. The transcript has 37 exons. Gene Ontology annotation, cellular component: cytoskeleton; focal adhesion. Lineage: Eukaryota; Metazoa; Chordata; Actinopteri; Gobiiformes; Gobiidae. Gene Ontology annotation, biological process: signal complex assembly; protein phosphorylation. Gene Ontology annotation, molecular function: ATP binding; protein tyrosine kinase activity.